AUGUCCAUCCAAAAAGUCCUCAUCCUCGGCGCAACCGGCUCAGUCGGACGCCCCAUCCUCACCGCGCUCCUUGCCUCUCCCUCCCUCCAGAUAACAAUCGGCACGCGCGCCAGCUCCAGUGCCACCUUCCCCGCGGGCAUUCCCGUCAAAACCGUCUCGGACGCCUUCACAACCGCAGAACUAACCUCCCUCUUCACUGGUCAAGAUGCCGUCGUCGUCGCCCUCUCCACCGCCCCCGUCACAGCCGGCGGCAAAGACGGACUCGCCUUCCGCCUCAUCGACGCCGCGUUGGCGGCAGGCGUGAAACGUUUUAUCCCCAGCGAGUUUGGAGCAAACAAUCUGGACCCCCGCGCGAGGGCGCUGGUGCCGACUUACGAUAUCAAGGGGGACAUGCUCACCUACCUCAUCGAAUCGUGCGAGAAGAGCCAGGGCAAGAUGACCUGGAGCAGUAUUUGCUGCGGUAGCUGGCUUGACUGGGCGCUAAAUCCCGCCCAAUCUGGCAAUUUCCUAGGCAUAGACGUCAAGGGGCGCACGGCAAAGGUGUGGGAUUCGGGCAAUAAGAAGUUUGCGGUUACGUCGAGUAAGAAUACGGGGACGGCAGUUGCACAGGUGCUGCUGCGCGCAGAGGAGACGGCCAACAAGCAGAUCUUUUUGUGCGAUUUCAUGGUUAGUAUACGGGAGGUUUUGGGGGCGUUGGAGAGGGCUACUGGGGAGACAUUCAAGGUAGAGCAGGGGGACAGCAAGACGGAGAUUGAGCGUUUGAAGAAGAAAUAUGACGAGGGGGAUGCGAGUGCGACGUUUGGGCUUUUGGCGCUGAGUUUCGGGGCAGAUGUGGAUGUUGGGUAUGACUUUCCGGGUGAGCAGCAGGUUUGGAAUGAGAAGUUGGGCUUGCCCAAGGUUACGCUGGAGGAGUUGGUCGAGGAGGCUGUCGAGUUGGCGAGGAGGUCGUAG
Molecule: messenger RNA, 951 nt
Organism: Bipolaris maydis ATCC 48331
Lineage: Eukaryota; Fungi; Ascomycota; Dothideomycetes; Pleosporales; Pleosporaceae
Molecular function (GO): oxidoreductase activity
Source: RefSeq, a predicted model, not a curated record